AUGACGGAUGAGUUUGAGCAAUCAGAUUUAUUAGGUUACAUUCUCCAAAAUUCAAACCUUAAUGUCGAGCAAAUUGGCGAUCUAUUGCUCGGGUUAAUCUUUGGAGGACACGAGACAACGACUACUUCAAUUGUUUUGUCAAUCUACUACCUUCAUCAGUGCCCAAAGGCUUUGGAGCAACUAAGGGUAAAACAUGUUGGCAUAAUUAAGAGUAAGAUGGAAAGAGGAGCCGCAGCAGGGCUGACAUGGGAUGACUAUAAGAAAAUGAGCUUCACUCAAUGCGUGAUUAGCGAGUCACUGCGUCUGGGAAACAUCAUAAAGUUGAUUAGGAAAAAGGCAAGCCCGGAUAUUCACUACAAAGGCUACGAUAUUCCAAGUGGAUGGAGUGUGAUUUUACUGCUUGUAUCAGCCCAUAUGGACUCCUCGGUGUAUGAAGAUCCUGAAAAACUUGAUCCCUGGAGAUGGAAGAAUAGUGGGGAGUAUAAUAAAUCUGAACAGUGGAAAUCAAUCAAAGUUGUAGUUGUGGAAGCCAUGAGUGAUGGUUUAUGGAAUGGGAAGAAGUAUGGAGAGAAAAAUCCUUAUUAUAGCUAG
This is a messenger RNA of Phalaenopsis equestris, 591 nucleotides long. Its product is annotated as cytochrome P450 90B2-like. Gene Ontology annotation, molecular function: monooxygenase activity; iron ion binding; oxidoreductase activity, acting on paired donors, with incorporation or reduction of molecular oxygen. Gene Ontology annotation, biological process: sterol metabolic process. NCBI's taxonomy places the organism in Eukaryota, Viridiplantae, Streptophyta, Magnoliopsida, Asparagales, Orchidaceae. The record is from RefSeq and is a predicted model, not a curated record. Bases 1 to 591 code for a protein of 196 amino acids. The transcript has 5 exons.